Messenger RNA from Boleophthalmus pectinirostris (great blue-spotted mudskipper), 12394 nucleotides. Its product is annotated as neuroblast differentiation-associated protein AHNAK-like. Lineage: Eukaryota; Metazoa; Chordata; Actinopteri; Gobiiformes; Gobiidae. Gene Ontology annotation, cellular component: cytoplasm; nucleus. The record is from RefSeq and is a predicted model, not a curated record. Gene Ontology annotation, biological process: regulation of RNA splicing. Gene Ontology annotation, molecular function: protein binding.
AUGUCUCAGACAGAGGACAUGUCUGAACCGGUGGAGAUUGUCAUGGAGACGGAGGCAGAAGCAGGGGCCAGUGGCUACAGUGUGACCGGAGGAGGACACCGUGGGAUCUUUGUGAGAGAUGUUCUCAAAGACUCUCCAGCAGCAAAACACCUCAGUCUGCAGCAAGGAGAUCAGCUGUUGAGUGCCAAAGUCUAUUUUGAUAAUGUCAAGUAUGAAGAUGCACUAAAGAUUCUUCAGUGUGCAGAGCCAUAUAAAGUCAGCUUCCAGGUGAAGAGGACCGUCACCAAAGAGGCCCCCAAUGUCAGAGCCCGACUGCCCAGUGUAGAGGUCAAAGGGCCCCGUGCCAAAGCAGCUAAACUGAGUGUGAAGGGGAUGAAGCCAUUUAAAACCCAAAAGAAACGAGGAGGUCGCUUUGGCCUGAAGAGGUUGAAAGAAAGGCACACAGGAGAGUUGGAGCAGGAAGAUGGUCCCCCCAGUGAGGACCAGAGUGAUGAGGGCGAGGAGUUCUCUCUUCCCAAAAUGAAACACUCCCGGAGUUCCAAGGCACAACCUGGAGCCACAGGAAAGAGCAGACAGUACGUCAGGUUCCCCCACAUGAAAGCAAGGGCAGAGUGUGGAGCAAAGCCAGGCCAACCAGAGGAAACUAUGCAUAUGGAGAUGUCUGGAGCAAAAGUCAAAGCUCAUGGAAAAGCCCAUAAAUUUGGCAUCCAUUUUCCCAAGUCCAAACACACGAAGUCUGGUUCCGUGGAGGGCACCGCACCCAGGGUGACUGUGCAGCCACCAGAGGUCACCCUCAGUCUGCCUGAAGAUGGAGCCUAUGAAGGGGAUAAGAGCAGAGCACAGAUGAGCAAACCCAAAGUAGAUUUGGCUCUUCAUUCUGGAGGGUCGGAUUUCCAUGGAGAAUUGAAUGCAGAGGCUGGGAAUGUUGAUGCUGGCAAAGGUAAUGCUAAGCUCAGAAUGCCAAAGUUAAAAUUACCAAAGAUUCGACUGUCACGACAUUCAGAUGACAUGGAAGGUGAUGUGAAUAUAAAAGGAGAUGUCAAAAUCUCUCCCCCACCCCAAGUAAAGGUGUCUGCAGGCAUCCCAGGGGCAGCCUCAGUCAGUGUGUCCAAAGUUGAAGGAAGGCCCAGUGUGGAGGUGUCAGACCCACAGGGCACAGGAGCUGGGGUCAUGGUUGUGCCAGCUGUGGCUAUGCGUCUGCCUGAUGAAGUGGAAGGCACAUUUAAAUGUCCAAAGAUUUCUAUGCCAAAAAUGGAAUUAUCAGAUGUAGAACACGCUAAAGAAGAUUGUACACUGGAAACAGACACUGCAGAUGUGAACAUGGGACAUUAUGUUGGUGGGGAUGGACAUUUCAAAAUGCCAGAAUUUAAUGUUAUUCUCCCCAAAAAGGAGUCAUUCAAGACAGAGAGAGAGAUGCAAGAGGAAGAGACAAUUACAUUACCUAAAGUAGACCUAACUAUUCCAAAGGUUAAGAAAGAAACAUGGAAAGCAGAAUAUAAUAAAUAUGAAGUAUCGGGGGGACAAGCUGAAAUCAAAAUGUCUUCUGUUGAUCCUGCUUCAGAGUUGUCACAUGAAAGUGAUCUAAAACUGAAAGGACCUCAUUUAGAAGAAAGUGUAACUGCCCCACUACUGGACAUAUCUCAACCAAAGAUGAUAGUAACAAACACUAAAAUCAGAGGUACCAUAGAGACAACAGAGGUACAGUUUCAAGGACCACCAACUGAGGUCUCCUUUCCAGACAUAGAUCAAAAGAAAGGCAACAUUAACAUUGCAAUGCCAGAUAUUGAAUAUGGAAAAGGAACCAUUUCAUCUGUUGAAAAAGUAUUACUGGAAACAGGACUGACGGGAGACAUUGGAGAACAGAGUCUGUCUACUGACAUAUCCCUUCCGGAUGUCAAAUUACCUGAGGCAGGGAUGUACAUUCAGGGGCCAAAAGUCGAAGGUGGGGCUGGAUUUGAGAUGCCAAAAACUGAUCUGUCAAAGAGAAAAUCAGUAGAAGGAUCUGAAGUUGACAUUAGUUCUGAUGGAAAAGCAAAUGUAUCAAAAGUGGACAUUUCAUUGCCAAACGUCAAUAUAACACCGGCAGCUGUAGAAGUUAAAGGGUCUGAGAUAAAGGGAAGGAAAGUACACAUGCCAGACAUUGAUCUUAACCUUUCCAAAGAAAAAACAGAUAGAUCAGGGGCCAGCAUCAAAUUUCCACAUUUCAAACUCCCUACAGUUAACAUUUUAGCCCCAAAAGUUGAUUUAGAAUUUGGUCAUUCAAAGCAAGGUGAUGAUGUAGAAGUAGAGCUGCUGCGUGCAGAGGGCAGCAGACCUUCUUCAGGGGGUAGUUAUGAUCCACCAAAUAUUUCUGUCAAAGAACCAAGUUUGUCUUCAAGGUUCAAUGGACAAUCAAAAGGAGAUGAUGCUUUAUCAUGCCCAAAGGGAAAAAUUAUUGUUAACCCAACACAUGUAGAAGGCAAGGUUGAGGUGCAGGAGGCUGGUGGAAAGAAAAAGGUUAAGGGAAAGAAAAAAAAAAUAAAACUGCCUUCAUUUGUAUUUUCCAAGAAUAAAGCUGACUUAUCUGCUUCGUGUGCUGAAGAAGAAACAACAUCCCCUAAAAUACAGCUUACAGGGAAAGAAGGUGCAGCAAAACUAGAAUCUGAUUUAGAGGGAAAAAGUGGUUUCCAUGGACCUGAUGUUCAUAUAAAACUCCCCAAAUUUUCAAUGUCAGGCUCAUCAACAGUUACAUCUCCAGACACGGAAGUCCUUCUCCCAAAACCUGAAAUGGGUGGUUCAGAAGGUGACAAUAAAAUCUCUGAGGGAAGCUUAAGAAUGCCCAAAAUACCAACAAUUGAUGUUUCAAUGCCAAAAUUUGACCUAGAUAUAUCAUUGCCCAAAGGCCAAGGGAAUAUCAAAGCAGGCACUGUCUCAACUUCAGGAAAGCUCCAACUUGAUAAUGUAAAACCCUCAGACAUUGAUAUAGAGGGACCAAAUCUGAACAUUUCAGAUGUGGACAUAUCCUUACCAGAGGCCACUGUUGUUGGCCCAGAGGUUGAGAUUGAAGGGGGACUACCAUGUGUUGACAUUUCACUUCCUAAAGGAAAGACUAAAGGUCGAAAUCUAGAUAUAGAGGGCCCUGCUGGGGGAAAGUUAAAAAUGUCUGGAAUCAAAAUGCCUAAGGUUGACAUAACUCUCCCAAAAGGAAAGACUGACGGACCAAAGCUUACCACAGAAAGACCUGAAGCUCACCUAGAAGGAUCAGAUGUAGAUAUAAAGGGUCCUGCUGGGGGAAAAUUCAACAUGUCUGGAGUCAAAAUGCCUAAAGUUGACAUUGCCUCAGCAAAUGUAAAACCAAAAACUGAUAUUGAAGGGUCAAAAUCUGGAACAAUCAAUAUGCCAGAUGUUGACAUAUCUCUUCCCAAAGGAAGCAUAGAGGGGCCUGAGCUGGAACUUGGAGGAAAAGCUGGAAGUUUCAAGAUGUUGCAUCCAAAUCUUCCUUCUGUUGAUAUCUCACUUCCAAAAGGAAAGAUUGAAGAUCCUGACGUUGAUAUAGAUGUUUCUAGUGGAGGGAAAUUUAAAAUGCCUGAUCUGAAAAUACCUUCUAUUGACAUAGCACUGCCCAAAGCAAAUACCAAGGGUCCUGAAGUCAGCAUAGAGGCCCCUGGAGGACAUUUAGAAGGACAUAAGAAAGGGACAUUUGAAAUGCCUCACAUGCCUGAUAUUGAUAUUUCUGUGCCUAAAGGAAAGAUCAAAGGCCCAGAUGUAGAUAUAGAGGGUUCUGCUGAGAGAAAGCUUCAAAUGCCUGAUAUCAAAUUGCCAAAUGUUGACAUUUCUUUACCAAAAGGAAAAUUUAAAGGCCCAGAAAUUGAUAUCAAAGGGUCGAAAUCUGGAAAAAUCAAUAUGCCAGAUGUUGACAUAUCUCUUCCCAAAGGAACCACAGAGGGACCUGAGCUGGAAAUUGAAGGAAAAGGUGGAAGUUUUACGAUGCCACAUCCAAAUCUUCCUUCUGUUGAUAUCUCACUUCCAAAAGGAAAACUUGAAGGUCCUGACGCUGACAUAGAUGUUUCUAAAGGAGAUACAUUUAAAAUGCCUGAUCUGAAAAUGCCUUCUGUUGACAUAACACUGCCCAAAGCAAAAACCAAGGGUCCUGAAGUCAACAUAGAGGCCCCUGGAGGACAUAUAGAAGCGCAUAAGAAAGGGACUUUUGAAAUGCCUCACAUCAAAAUGCCUGAUAUUGAUAUUUCUCUGCCCAAAGGGAAGGUUGAAGGUCCUGAAAUAGACGCUCAGGGGGCAAAGUUCAAAAUGCCUGAAAUCAAGAUGCCCAACAUUGACAUAUCUUUGCCCAAAGGGAAGGGUCUAGGAGCAGACACUGAAGGAACUCUUCCUUCUGUUGAUAUUUCACUUUCAAAAGGAAAAAUAGAAGGUCCAGAAGUUGACAUUGAGGGACCUAAAGGAAGAAAGUUCAAGAUGCCUCACCUGAAAAUGCCAGAUGUGGACAUAGCCUUACCCAAGGCCAAAGGUGUUGGUCCAGAGAUUGAGAUUGAAGGGGGACUACCUUCUGUUGAUAUUUCACUUCCAAAAGGAAAGAUUGAAGGUCCAGAUGUAGAUAUAGAAGGUCCUGCUGGGGGGAAGUUCAAAAUGCCUGGUAUCAAAAUGCCUAAACUUGAUAUAACUCUCCCAAAAGGAAAGACUGAAGGUCCAGAGAUCACCACAGAAAGACCUGAAGCUCAUGUAGAAGGAUCAGCAGGUGGAAAAUUCAAAAUGCCAAAUGUAAAAAUGCCAAAUGUUGACAUUUCUUUACCAAAAGGAAAAUUUAAAGGCCCAGAAAUUGAUAUUGAAGGGUCAAAAUCUGGAAAAAUCUAUGUGCCAGACGUUGACAUAUCUCUUCCCAAAGGAACCAUAGAGGGACCUGAGCUGGAAAUUGGAGGAAAAGGUGGACAUUUCAAGAUGCCUCAUCCAAAUCUUUCUUCUGCAGAUAUCUCACUUCCAAAAGGAAAGAUUGAAGGCCCUGACGUCGAUAUAGAUGUUUCUAAAGGAGGGAAAUUUAAAAUGUCUGAUCUGAAAAUGCCUUCUGUUGACAUAACACUGCCCAAAGCAAAAACCAAGGGUCCUGAAGUCAACAUAGAGGCCCCUGGAGUGCAUAUAGAAGGGAAUAAAAAAGGGACGUUUGAAAUGCCUCACAUCAAAAUGCCUGAUAUUGAUAUUUCUCUGCCCAAAGGGAAGGUUGAAGGUCCUGAAAUAGAUGCUCAGGGGGCAAAGUUCAAAAUGCCUGAAAUCAAGAUGCCCAACAUCGACGUAUCUUUGCCCAAAGGGAAAGGUCUAAGAGCAGAUGUUGAAGGAACUCUUCCCUCUGUUGAUAUUUCACUUCCAAAAGGAAAAAUAGAAGGUCCAGAAGUUGACAUUGAGGGACCUAAAGGAAGAAAGUUCAAGAUGCCUCACCUGAAAAUGCCAGAUGUGGACAUAGCCUUACCCAAGGCCAAAGGUGUUGGUCCAGAGAUUGAGAUUGAACGGGAACUACCUUCUGUUGAUAUUUCACUUCCAAAAGGAAAGAUUGAAGGUCCAGAUGUAGAUUUAGAAGGUCCUGCUGCGGGGAAGUUGAAAAUGCCUGGUAUCAAAAUGCCUAAACUUGACAUAACUCUCCCAAAAGGAAAGAUUGAAGGUCCAGAGAUCACCACAGAAAGACCUGAAGCUCAUGUAGAAGGAUCAGCAGGUGGAAAAUUCAAAAUGCCAAAUGUAAAAAUGCCAAAUGUUGACAUUUCUUUACCAAAAGGAAAAUUUAAAGGCCCAGAAAUUGAUAUUGAAGGGUCAAAAUCUGGAAAAAUCAAUGUGCCAGACGUUGACAUAUCUCUUCCCAAAGGAACCAUAGAGGGACCUGAGCUGGAAAUUGGAGGAAAAGGUGGACAUUUCAAGAUGCCUCAUCCAAAUCUUUCUUCUGCAGAUAUCUCACUUCCAAAAGGAAAGAUUGAAGGCCCUGACGUCGAUAUAGAUGUUUCUAAAGGAGGGAAAUUUAAAAUGCCUGAUCUGAAAAUGCCUUCUGUUGACAUAACACUGCCCAAAGCAAAAACCAAGGGUCCUGAAGUCAACAUAGAGGCCCCUGGAGUGCAUAUAGAAGGGAAUAAAAAAGGGACGUUUGAAAUGCCUCACAUCAAAAUGCCUGAUAUUGAUAUUUCUCUGCCCAAAGGGAAGGUUGAAGGUCCUGAAAUAGAUGCUCAGGGGGCAAAGUUCAAAAUGCCUGAAAUCAAGAUGCCCAACAUCGACGUAUCUUUGCCCAAAGGGAAAGGUCUAAGAGCAGAUGUUGAAGGAACUCUUCCUUCUGUUGAUAUUUCACUUCCAAGAGGAAAAAUAGAAGGUCCAGAAGUUGACAUUGAGGGACCUAAAGGAAGAAAGUUCAAGAUGCCUCACCUGAAAAUGCCAGAUGUGGACAUAGCCUUACCCAAGGCCAAAGGUGUUGGUCCAGAGAUUGAGAUUGAAGGGGGACUACCUUCUGUUGAUAUUUCACUUCCAAAAGGAAAGAUUGAAGGUCCAGAUGUAGAUAUAGAAGGUCCUGCUGGGGGGAAGUUCAAAAUGCCUGGUUUCAAAAUGCCUAAACUUGACAUAACUCUCCCAAAAGGAAAGAUUGAAGGUCCAGAGAUCACCACAGAAAGACCUGAAGCUCAUGUAGAAGGAUCAGCAGGUGGAAAAUUCAAAAUGCCAAAUGUAAAAAUGCCAAAUGUUGACAUUUCUUUACCAAAAGGAAAAUUUAAAGGCCCAGAAAUUGAUAUUGAAGGGUCAAAAUCUGGAAAAAUCUAUGUGCCAGACGUUGACAUAUCUCUUCCCAAAGGAACCAUAGAGGGACCUGAGCUGGAAAUUGGAGGAAAAGGUGGACAUUUCAAGAUGCCUCAUCCAAAUCUUUCUUCUGCAGAUAUCUCACUUCCAAAAGGAAAGAUUGAAGGCCCUGACAUUGAUAUAGAUAUUUCUAAAGGAGGGAAAUUUAAAAUGCCUGAUCUGAAAAUGCCUUCUGUUGACAUAACACUGCCCAAAGCAAAAACCAAGAGUCCUGAAGUCAACAUAGAGGCCCCUGGAGGACAUAUAGAAACGCAUAAGAAAGGCACGUUUGAAAUGCCUCACAUCAAAAUGCCUGAUAUUGAUAUUUCUCUGCCCAAAGGGAAGGUUGAAGGUCCUGAAAUAGAUGCUCAGGGGGCAAAGUUCAAAAUGCCUGAAAUCAGGAUGCCCAACAUCGACGUAUCUUUGCCCAAAGGGAAAGGUCUAAGAGCAGAUGUUGAAGGAACUCUUCCUUCUGUUGAUAUUUCACUUCCAAGAGGAAAAAUAGAAGGUCCAGAAGUUGACAUUGAGGGACCUAAAGGAAGAAAGUUCAAGAUGCCUCACCUGAAAAUGCCAGAUGUGGACAUAGCCUUACCCAAGGCCAAAGGUGUUGGUCCAGAGAUUGAGAUUGAACGGGAACUAGCUUCUGUUGAUAUUUCACUUCCAAAAGGAAAGAUUGAAAGUCCAGAUGUAGAUAUAGAAGGUCCUGCUGGGGGAAAGUUCAAAAUGCCUGGUAUCAAAAUGCCUAAACUUGACAUAACUCUCCCAAAAGGAAAGAUUGAAGGUCCAGAGAUCACCACAGAAAGACCUGAAGCUCAUGUAGAAGGAUCAGCAGGUGGAAAAUUCAAAAUGCCAAAUGUAAAAAUGCCAAAUGUUGACAUUUCUUUACCAAAAGGAAAAUUUAAAGGCCCAGAAAUUGAUAUUGAAGGGUCAAAAUCUGGAAAAAUCUAUGUGCCAGACGUUGACAUAUCUCUUCCCAAAGGAACCAUAGAGGGACCUGAGCUGGAAAUUGGAGGAAAAGGUGGACAUUUCAAGAUGCCUCAUCCAAAUCUUUCUUCUGCAGAUAUCUCACUUCCAAAAGGAAAGAUUGAAGGCCCUGACGUCGAUAUAGACGUUUCUAAAGGAGGGAAAUUUAAAAUGCCUGAUCUGGAAAUGCCUUCUGCUGACAUAACACUGCCCAAAGCAAAAACCAAGAGUCCUGAAGUCAACAUAGAGGCCCCUGGAGUGCAUAUAGAAGGGAAUAAAAAAGGGACGUUUGAAAUGCCUCACAUCAAAAUGCCUGAUAUUGAUAUUUCUCUGCCCAAAGGGAAGGUUGAAGGUCCUGAAAUAGAUGCUCAGGGGGCAAAGUUCAAAAUGCCUGAAAUCAAGAUGCCCAACAUUGACAUAUCUUUGCCCAAAGGGAAGGGUCUAGGAGCAGACGUUGAAGGAACUCUUCCUUCUGUUGAUAUUUCACUUCCAAAAGGAAAAAUAGAAGGUCCAGAAGUUGACAUUGAGGGACCUAAAAGAAGAAAGUUCAAGAUGCCUCACCUGAAAAUGCCAGAUGUGGACAUAGCCUUACCCAAGGCCAAAAGUGUUGGUCCAGAGAUUGAGAUUGAAGGGGAACUACCUUCUGUUGAUAUUUCACUUCCAAAAGGAAAGACUGAAGGUCCAGAUGUAGAUAUAGAAGGUCCUGCUGGGGGGAAGUUUAAAAUGCCUGGUAUCAAAAUACCUAAACUUGAUAUAACUCUCCCAAAAGGAAAGAUUGAAGGUCCAGAGAUCACCACAGAAAGACCUGAAGCUCAUGUAGAAGGAUCAGCAGGUGGAAAAUUCAAAAUGCCAAAUGUAAAAAUGCCAAAUGUUGACAUUUCUUUACCAAAAGGAAAAUUUAAAGGCCCAGAAAUUGAUAUUGAGGGAUCAGAAUCUGGAAAAAUCAAUAUGCCAGAUGUUGACAUAUCUCUUCCCAAAGGAACCAUAGAGGGACCUGAGCUGGAAAUUGGAGGUAAAGGUGGAAGUUUCAAGAUUCCUCAUCCAAAUCUUUCUUCUGCAGAUAUCUCACUUCCAAAAGGAAAGAUUGAAGGCCCUGAUGUUGAAAUAGAUGUUUCUAAAGGAGGGAAAUUUAAAAUGCCUGAUCUGAAAAUGCCUUCUGUUGACAUAACACUGCCCAAAGCAAAAACCAAGGGUCAUGAAGUCAACAUAGAGGCCCCUGGAGGACAUAUAGAACUGCAUAAGAAAGGGACAUUUGAAAUGCCUCACACCAAACUGCCUGAUAUUGAAAUUUCUCUCCCCAAAGGGAAGGUUGAAGGUCCUGAAAUGCCUGAAAUCAAGAUGCCCAACAUCAAUUUAGAUCAACCAGGUGCUCAUCAGGAUGGAUCAACAUGUGGAAGUUUAAAAAUGCCUGAUGUGAAAUUUAACGCAGCACAUGGAGAGGUUUGUCAGUCCCCAUCCAAGUCUGAUUUAGGGUUCGAUGGCAAAGUUCAAUUAAACAUGGAUUCACCAGACAGACAUCAGAACACUCACGAUUUUGACAGGACUAAAGCAAAAAUUAAAGGAACUAAAUUUAACAUAGGAAUGCCAAAAAUGAAAAUACAUAGAAAUAAAACAGGAGCUGAUAGAGAGCCUACAAUGCACAGCAGCAAUUUGGAAAGAAAUGAUGAUAAAAGCAUUUCAGGUCCAGAAAUACCACUCCAAGUAGGAGUAAGGCCUGAGGGGGCUGUCUCACAAAUCCAGGCACCCAGGAUCCCAGACAUAGAUUUUGAUAUUGGCAUGUCACCGGAGGAUGAAAAUAUUCAAAUAUCCAAAGAUGCUACAGUCAAAAUACCUACAUUUGGUGUCCCAUUACCCUCCUUAUCUUCCCCAGAAGAAAGGUUAGAUUUUUAUAGACAAGAGAUUCAAUAUUUAGGCCCAAAGGUCCCUAAGGUCAAGAGAGCUGUUUUUGUCCUUGUAAAUCCUGAUGAAUCUGUAAGUCCUAGUUCAAAGCUGUUAAAAACAGCUAAUGUAGAGUCAGAGUCCGUCGAAAUGCAGACAACCUUUCGGAAGUCAUAUACACAGUGUUCUGAUGAAAUUGAGCAAUUAAAGGAAAAAGGAAUGGAGAUGACUCAUGGUUUGUUUUCUUCAGCUGAAACCAAGUCAUUGCACGUAACAACAAUAGAGGAAUCGAUUCAAGAAACUUGUCGUGCAGAAAAACAUUUUAUUAAGAAUGAAAGGGGGACAGUUAGUACUAACAUUAAACUUCCUAAAGUUGAGAUAACAUCACCAUCUAGUCAGAUAUCUACAAGAGAAAAGGAAUCAGAUGUUGUUGGAAAACUUGGAGCACAGUCCUCACUGAUGAGCAAAGAAGCCGAUUUUGAGUCUAUGCCAGGCAUAUUGCAUCUGUCAAAAGAACUAUUGUCAUCAGGUGUGGGAACAGAAAGGAGGGAGGGCUCACAAUCCCCUUCACACUUUACCAUGGAGAGUUCAAAUAAGGUUCUGACCUGGUCAGAGGUGGAUUCUAAGAGAACAGAGCUCAGUUCUGAAGACAAGGAUUCCUCCCCAUGGUUCAGGGUUCCCAAGUUUUCCCUGAAACCCCACUCUACUGGCUUCCUGCAGAUUACCCCAGAGGGCUCUCCUCAGGCCCAGCGCAGGGGCGAGUUGGGAGGAGAUCUGGAUGUCUCAGGCUCUUUCUGCCUCCACACUUCUGGUAUCUCCACCCAGCAAGUGUUUGAGAAGCACCACACCUCAACUAUCUCCAUCCAGCACACACGUAAGGAGCACCCUGGGGUGUCCUCUGAAAGUGCAGGCACAGUGCAGAGCCAGACCAGUGUCACAAGACACACAGCCCAGACAGAAACGCCCCCCACUGGACCCUCCACCCCCAUGGAGGGAGCUGGACACUGAUCAACUGCUGUAAAACCCUCUCAUGGGCAGCCAAACUGUUUAUAGUUUUUUUUUUUUUAUAAUAAUUAUUAUUAUUUUAAAUAUAACUAUUUAUUUUCAUAUGUUUUAUGUAGUUCAUAAUAAAAUUACUAUUGUAGGCGUUACAUUUAUUUAUUGUGGUCAAGUUCGAUUAAUACAUUAUUUGUGUUCAUACUGCUGGACUUUUUAUUAUUAUUUAUUUUUCCUGUGGAAGGUACCAUGGCAUCAGACAGUGCACUUUUUGUACAUACAUCAUAAUUCUUUUAGCAUAAUGCAGUCCGCUUUUAGAAGAAGCCCUCACACUCCACAUCUAUAGCUGUUGUGUAUUUUUUUUGUGUUUCACUGAUAAGCUCAGAGCUAAGGUGAGGGUGUUGGCGUCUCAAGAUCCGUUUUAUUGUUUUGAAUUGUAAUAUUACAUUUUCUUUGAUUUUUGCAGGUUUUUUCAUGCCUAUACUUGUAAUCAGAGGUGGGUAGAGUAGCAAAAAUUGUACUAAAGUUCCUUUACUUCAACAUAAUAACCCUCAAGUAGUCCAAGAAAUGAUUCAACUUAUUUUAGGUUAAUGUUAGUGGAGGGGCAAAAUUCAGUAAUGCAUAUAAUGAAUGAAUCAUUCAUUUAGUAUGGUAAGCACAGAAAUUAGAAGGAGAUAUUCUGAAGGAGCGCUAUAAGAAACACAAAUGUUUAAAUCAUUUCAUAUUGUCAACAUAAACUUGUGCCACAUAACUUUUACUCUAGUAACAGUGCACUGUCAAAUAUUUUAUUAAUAGAAUACAGACGGUGGGUAGUACUCAGUUACAUACAGAGUAUGUUUACUCCUACUUGAGUAAUCUGUUUAUUGAUGUAACAGUACUCUUACUUGAGUAAAAACUGUGCUUCCUCUUUCCACUGUGAGUGACUCUACAAGUGACAAAAUCUUUACGUGACAAUAUGAAACGAUUUGAACAUUUGUGUUUGUUGCGGUUCCUUCACAUCUGAUUUUGUUUGUCUCAUUUUUGUGUCUGUCCUUUGAAAACACCAGAUUUUGUGGAUUAUUUCCUGUUUUGCCCUUCAAAUUAUAUUCACUUUAAAUUAUGAAUCAGAUGUUCCCUACAGUUACUCUUACUUGAGUAAUCAUUUUCCCAAAAGACUUGAGUAAUUUACUUAUUUGAGUAAUUUCUUUGACGACUACUUUGUAUUUCUAGUUGAGUAAUAUUAUUUUGAAGUAACGUUACUCUUACUUGAGUAAAAUUUUUGACUACUCUGCCCACCUCAGAUAGAGGAAAAGUAAGAAUAUGAAAACUACUAUGUAUUUGUGUGUACCCAUUACCCAAUUAUGAGGUUACAAGGCUGAAUCCACCUGGAACUUCCUCACUUACUCACAAUUGAACAUAAUGUGUAUAGAAUAUGUGAUCAGAUCAAAUAUAUUUAUAAUGCAGAGUGCUGAGUGCAGCCUGAGAGCCUGUCAGCAUGUGCUUCUUCUGUAUGCUGUUGGUAUUAUCACGAUGUAUACCCUGGAGCUUUACUCUGGAGUUUCCUGUGAUGUGGCAUCCAGACUGAUGCAGUACUGCUGAAAGGAUUCUUGUACAUAGACAUUCAUUGGUUUUGUUUAUUGACUGAACAACGUUUCCACAUUUUGGGUUGGGUUGAAAUGGCUAGAAUAAGGUGUAUCAUGUGUAUCUCCACUGUAUUAGCAAGCUAUAUUUUGUGUUGUCUGAAUGAAUGUAUGUGGUAAAUAUAAGGCUGUAAUAAAGAUCAACGAUUGCC